Molecule: messenger RNA, 408 nt
Organism: Ostertagia ostertagi
Lineage: Eukaryota; Metazoa; Nematoda; Chromadorea; Rhabditida; Trichostrongylidae
Source: the annotation of a GenBank genome assembly
UUGCUAGGACCAGGUGGUCUCCUGGCUAGAAAGACCGUUAUUCUUGUAACACAUUCCAUGGAAUUCACGAAGAACGCAACAGUUAUUCAUGUGAUGGAAGGAGGAAAGAUUGUCGACCGAGGAACGUACGAGGAACUAGUGGAAAGGAGCAGCGUUUUCAGUGAAAUCAAACGCGAACUAGAAGAAAUCCAGAAGAAGAGAAGCAAUUCGGAAGAGCCUUCAAUCAAGAGGCACAAAAAGCCAAAGACAGUCAUGUUCGAGCCACCACAACCUUCUACCUCCAGACAACUGGAAUCAGCUCUGAGCAGCAUUUGGUUAUCUCACUGGGCAGACGCUAACGUUAAGGAAACCAAUAGCAGAAGUACACUACGAGGUCUUGUUAUAUUCAUCGCCUUGGGAUUCGGCACC